AUGGACCGGGUCAGGAGGUGGAGGACGGGCUGGGCUUUUCCCACCAUCCUGUUGUGUGUGUAUGGAUUCUUCAGCUCGGUGAAGCCGAUCGAACCGUUUCUCAUCAGCUACAUGACCGGACCGGAUAAAAACCUCACCAUGGAGCAGGUAGCCAAUCAGAUCUUCCCGGUGUGGACGUACUCUUACCUGGCCGUGUUGCUUCCGGUGUUCCUGCUCACCGAUUGGCUGCGCUACAAACCCGUCAUCGUGUUCCAGUGCCUGGCCCUGUUCGCCACCACGGCGAUGCUGAUCUGGGCGCGGGGCGUGGGCGCGAUGCAGGCCAUGCAGUUCUGCUACGGCGUGGCGACGGCGUGCGAGGUGGCCUACUUCUCCUACGUCUACAGCGUGGUGGAGCUGAAGUUCUACCUCAGAGCCACGUCGUUCUGCCGCUCCGCCCAGCUGGUGGGCUACACGCUGGGCUCGGUGGCCGGGCAGGUCCUGCUGUCGCUCCGGCUGAUGACGUAUCACUACAUGCUGGUGUUCACGCUGGCGCUCAUCUCCCUCGCCCUCCUGGCCGCCGUUCUCCUCCCCAUGCCCGCCGCCAGCAUGUUCUUCCACCGGAGAGCGAGCGACUCUGAGGACACCGGGCAAAACACCACGGGAGGCGACGACGGCAGGGCGGAGGUUACGCAGACCAAGCGGCAUGAAGGUCAGGAGGACACGGAGCAGAGAUCCGGAACCCUGACGGAGGAAACAGGCUGUAGAGAAGCCGUCCUGAAGCUCUGGCUGGAUUUCCUCAGCUGUUUCUCCUCCUCUAAGAUGCUGAUCUGGUCCGUCUGGUGGGCGCUGGCGACCUGCGGGUACAACCAGACCGUCAACUACGUCCAGGCGCUGUGGGAGACGGUGGAGCCCAGCAGGAACGACACGCUGUAUAACGGAGGAGUGGAGGCCGUCUCUAAUCUGUUCGGUGCGGUGGCGGCGUACGGCGUGGGGUUCAGUCGUGUGGACUGGUCUCACUGGGGUGAACUGGCCCUCGGCUCUCUCUCGGCUCUCAGCAGCGCCGCGCUCUACGUCAUGGUCUUCGUCUCCAACAUCUGGGUCUGUUAUGGCGGCUACGUCGUCUUCAAGAGUCUCUACAUGCUGCUCAUCACCAUCGCCAUGUUUCAGAUUGCGGCCGGCCUGUCGGUGGAGCGCUACGCUCUGGUGUUCGGGGUGAACACCUUCAGCGCUCUGGUUCUGCAGACGGUCCUCACGUCCAUCGUGGUGGACAGCAGGGGACUCGGGCUGGACGUCACUACACAGUUUAUUAUUUACGCCUCGUAUUUCUGCUUCAUCGCUUUGAUCUUCUUCGUGAGAGGCGUUUACACUCUGUACCAAAAACACACAAAAACUCUGUGCGCAAAACACACACACACUCACACACACACUGACACACACACUCACACACUCUCAGUGAAACUGUAACCAUGACACACUCACUCACUCAUGAUUUUUCCAUCGUGGAUUUAGAGGAACCUUCUGUGGUGAAGGCCGUUACUCACCGUCUCUGUGCAGCUCCUCGUCUAGCCAGCAGGGGUCGUAACUGCAGCAGUAAUGAAGAAUCCCCCCCCCAGCCUCACCCUCAGACACCCCCAAUAGCACCGCUGACAUCCUGGUUGGAAUCCGGGUUUGAAUGUAUUAUAGACCGCUGUGCCACCUGACCGCUGUAUUCUAACCACGUUAUUAAAACGUUAAUAAAACGAUGAUUUUCCUAUUAAAAUGUAUAUUUGUAUCCGA
Messenger RNA from Trichomycterus rosablanca, 1755 nucleotides. RefSeq names its product solute carrier family 19 member 3a (gene slc19a3a). The transcript is spliced from 6 exons. The record is from RefSeq and is a predicted model, not a curated record. The coding region runs from base 1 to 1443 and encodes 480 amino acids. NCBI's taxonomy places the organism in Eukaryota, Metazoa, Chordata, Actinopteri, Siluriformes, Trichomycteridae. Gene Ontology annotation, molecular function: vitamin transmembrane transporter activity. Gene Ontology annotation, biological process: vitamin transport; transmembrane transport. Gene Ontology annotation, cellular component: plasma membrane.